This is a messenger RNA of Priceomyces carsonii, 987 nucleotides long. RefSeq names its product cationic amino acid transporter. NCBI's taxonomy places the organism in Eukaryota, Fungi, Ascomycota, Pichiomycetes, Serinales, Debaryomycetaceae. The coding region runs from base 1 to 987 and encodes 328 amino acids. The transcript has a single exon. The record is from RefSeq and is a predicted model, not a curated record. Gene Ontology annotation, cellular component: membrane.
AUGGCACCGCCUCCACCUAUAGUGAUCGAUUCACAAGCUGUCAGUGGAAUUACAGGAUCCAUUUCUUUGGCAUGCUGGAUUAUUGUCUUUGCUCCACAGAUAUAUGAGAACUUUAGAAGAAAGUCAUCUGAAGGUUUAUCGCUUCUGUUCAUUAUAUUGUGGUUGUUAGGAGACCUUUUCAACGUAUUAGGAUCCAUAUUACAGGGAGUAUUGCCAACUAUGAUUAUACUAGCAAUCUAUUAUACCUUGGCAGACAUAGUAUUAUUAGGUCAAUGCUUGUUAUAUGGAAAUGGAGAGAAGACCGAUUUAAUUCACUUGUCACCAGCAAACCCAAUGAGUGAAGAUGUUUUAGAAACAGUUUUGUCAAGUGACGGUCGUGGGAGAGUUACUGACGAGGACUUAGAGGAAGAAAGAAGAGAAGAAGCAGACCUAGAAGGAGGUAACAGUGAACUUGGCGAUUAUGAUUUUACCAAAUCAUCUUCAACGACAAGCUCGGCAAUUAAAAACGCUUUGUUUAAGUCAUUUUUGGUUGUAUUGGUGAUUUUAGCUGGUUUGGUAGGUUGGUAUGUCUCGAACAAGAAUAACUCAAAGAAAGGCGGAGACCACAAACCAGACAAGUUAGUUUACGACCCCUUAGCCCAGCUUUUCGGCUGGUUGUGCGCUUUCCUUUAUCUUGGUUCUAGAAUCCCCCAGAUUGUCUUGAAUUUUGAGAGAAAAUCUUGUGAAGGAAUUUCUUUUAUGUUCUUUUUGUUUGCCUGCUUGGGUAAUUUGACUUAUGUCAUUUCGAUUUUGGCUAUAGAUACAAGUCUUCAAUAUUUAUGGGUCAACUCCUCGUGGUUGGCAGGUUCACUUGGAACUCUCGGUUUGGACUUUACAAUUUUUGUCCAGUUCUUCAUAUACAAUGAAGAAGGGGACGAGGAAGACUCAUCAGAAGAGCUGAGCUUACUUAGAAGGGUCGAUGAGCCGCAAUAUGGAACCCUCACAUAA